Messenger RNA from Paramecium octaurelia, 2286 nucleotides. The record is from the annotation of a GenBank genome assembly. Lineage: Eukaryota; Ciliophora; Oligohymenophorea; Peniculida; Parameciidae.
AUGUUAAUCGAUUAUUUUUUAGUUAUAGGAUUAUAAACAAAAUCAAAUGGUAUACUAUUGCAGUACAUUUAGAAAUAUCGUUAACUAAUAUCCUCAACAAGAAACAAGAGCCAGAAAUGAUCAUCAUGCAUCCCAUGGAUUAGCCUGCUCCAGAUUACAUUGAGAAUAUCAAAAUGGUUCACACUAUUAUCAAUUAUUUAGUGGUGUUUCCCUAAUGGAGUGCAAUAUUACAACCAAGAUUUAAAAAGAAUAGAUCUGGACAACAAAUCAGAAUAAACAAUAACCGAAGACAUUCGAAGUUAAGAUCAAUUGAAUCACUUUGUGCUCACAGAUGAAAAGGGGCAGUAGAAGUUCUGCACAUCCCUACUCUACUAUGUAUUAUCCCUAUCUAAUCUAAGGAAAAAGUGUAUGUGAAGAACAAGCACAAGCAUUAUUAGAAGCUAUCAAAAACAUUCCCUAAAAUAGCAAUCAAGCAAAUCAUCAAGAAUCCCUUGAUUUUGGAUGAAGACACACAAUUGAUAUAUGCUCCUAAAACAAUUACGCUGGUCUCUCAUUCCCCAUCAUUUGAUUUGCAAAGACAAUUUCUUGUUUUCUUCUACAAUAGCUAUAUCAUUGAUCGUGGACUGAAUUCCAUAGGCUUAUGUGAAGAUCAUCUUAAACAGUUUGAGCGAUUAGUGCUCACACAUGGCUUAAAUGGUGCUGAAUAAGAAUGGAAUUAACAGGAAGUAUUACAUCUGAAAUAACUUGAAUAAGAUUAUAUCAUGGAUAAAGACAUCUUAGAAUUUUAUAUUAGCGUUUUAUUCACUCUCAACAAGAAAACCCUAUUAACAGAUGAAGAUUAAAAUCAUGAAAUUAGAAUUACUAAAUGCGAAGUUCAUAAUGAAAUUCUCAGAUUCAGAACCAAUGAUUAAGAAAUCCUAUCUUUGACUAAUUUCACUUUUCGCCCUCUUUUCAGUAGAUUAUCACUUGUCAAUAUUAUGAGAAUAGUAAUGUGUAUCAUCUCAGAAAAAUAAAUGAUCUUUUUCUCCACUAAUAUAAGUAAUCUCUAGUAACAAAAAAAUAGGCGAAAUUCCAUAAAUAACCGAAGGCUUGCUCUCUUUGAUCAAACCGCUUAAAUGGUCUAAUAUUUACAUUCCUUGCUCAAAUAUUGACAUAUGGGAGUAUGCCUAAGCCUUGUAGCCUUAUAUCAUAGGUUUUGAAAAAAAACAUAAAUAAUUUGUAUAGAAUUAAAAUUAUAUAUUUAGUUACUAACAUAGUUAUAAGGAAAAGUAAUUGUUGAUCUUGAUGAAGAUUCAAUUAUUGACAAUAGUCAUACUAUUGAUGAUGUAUUAAAAUAAAUUCAUUCAUUUUUAGUUAAAAAUACCAGAGAAAUGGUUAAUAGAACUUAAAAACAAAUUGAAUUAAAUUACUACUUAAUUAAAAUAUUCACCAAAAUAAAAAAUUUACUAAUGGAUGGAGGCUAUCCUUAAGACCAAGAAAGCGUUUUUUAACUUUAUAUUAUAAAUAGUUCAAAAUGUUCUACCUUUUAUAAAGUCCUUGAAUGAUAGAGAACCCUAAUAAUUUACACAAACUCUAAAAUAAUGUUUUGACUUAUAAGGAUAUAUAAAGAAUCAUCCUGAAUAAGAGUUUAUAUCUGUAAUUGCAAAGAAUACCAUGACUUUCAGCACCUUUAUUGAAUAAGUUGAUGAUUAUUACUCAUUAAGCAAAUAAGUUGAUCCCAUGAUUGUAUCUUACGUAGAAUACAUGAAAGUUUAAGGGUAAAAAAAUGAAUUAGAUUUUCAUAAAUUGAUUAAUUCAUGUUUGGAUAAAGAAAUUGAGAAAAAUCUAAAAAACUUUUCUAAUCCAGCCACCAUUGAUUUAUACCCUUGGAUGAUAAAGUAUCGUAAAUUUCAGGAGCUAUUCAAAGAAAAGCACAGUGAGUAAAUAGAAUAAAAGGAAAAUCAAUAGAUAGUAUUGCAUUUUUAUGAUGAAGAAUCGAGAAUGAAAACUAGAUAAUUGCUGAAUUCUAAAGAAAACAUAUUUUCAAAGUUCAAUCAAAAGAAGAUUAUUAACUUGAAACAAAUUUUUACUCAUUAAAAUGUUUCAAAUCUGGUUUAAAAUUAUAAACUUAUCUCAAACUCUUUAAAAUAGCUAGUAAAAAAACCAUCAGAAAACUUUGAUUUAGAUCCUAUCCUUCAAAAACGCAAAACCUUACUACGUCGUCACUCUACUCUAAUGAAUGAAUAAUUGGAAGGAACCAAGGAAGAUAUCAUGAGGUUAGUAGAAUCACUAUAAAAGCAAGCAUGA